Messenger RNA from Morus notabilis, 673 nucleotides. RefSeq names its product ras-related protein RABA2a. Lineage: Eukaryota; Viridiplantae; Streptophyta; Magnoliopsida; Rosales; Moraceae. The record is from RefSeq and is a predicted model, not a curated record. Gene Ontology annotation, cellular component: endosome. Gene Ontology annotation, molecular function: GTPase activity; GTP binding. The transcript has a single exon. The coding region runs from base 1 to 516 and encodes 171 amino acids.
AUGAAAAUCUACAUUGUCAAAUUUCAGGUUGAAGGAAGAACUGUGAAAGCUCAGAUAUGGGACACUGCAGGGCAGGAGCGAUACAGAGCUAUCACGAGCGCCUACUACAGAGGCGCCCUUGGAGCCCUUCUGGUGUAUGAUGUAACAAAGCCUACGACAUUUGAAAAUGUAAGCCGUUGGCUGAAGGAGUUGAGGGAUCAUGCAGAUGCAAAUAUUGUGAUCAUGCUGAUCGGGAACAAGACUGAUCUGAAACAUUUGCGAGCAGUGGCCGCGGAGGACGCACAAAGUUAUGCUGAGAAAGAAGGUCUCUCGUUUAUUGAAACAUCUGCCCUCGAAGCAACUAAUGUUGAGAAGGCUUUCCACACGAUUCUUUCAGAGAUAUACAGGAUAAUCAGUAAGAAGUCGCUUUCUUCAGAGGAGCCAGCUGCUGCUAGUAGCAUCAAGGAAGGAAAGACUCUUGUAGUUGGAGGGACGCCCGAGGCCAACGCGAAGAAGCCUUGUUGUUCUUCAUCCUGAGUCUGAUUACAAAUUUUAUCAAUUUUUCCCAUACUCGUAUUCCGGUCUUCUUGUUUUCCUAUGUAUUGUUGGUUGUUAUUCCAACUUUCUUUCAUAUAUUUUUAGACACUAUUUUGUUGUUGGUUGUGCGAAUUGAUGAUUAUUUGGUUGAUUGGCA